UUACACCGUUAGUUUUAAAAAACAUUAUCUGCACUGGAAACCGUUUGGACUUUCUUAGCCAAAUAACGACAAAUUAUAAUUUAAGUCCAACUCAGCUGUUUUACAAACGAUUUACACUUGUCAUUAUUGUAAUAUUUGCUUAAAAUGCGCGAGUGUAUCUCUAUCCACGUUGGUCAAGCGGGAGUUCAGAUCGGUAACGCGUGCUGGGAGCUCUACUGCCUCGAGCACGGCAUCCAGCCGGACGGACAAAUGCCCAGCGACCAAAUCACCGCCGGCGGAGAUCAGUCCUUCAUUACGUUCUUCAGCGAAACCGGCGGCGGGAAACACGUGCCCAGGGCUGUGUUCGUCGACCUGGAACCCACGGUUGUGGACGAGGUUCGGACGGGAACGUACAGACAACUGUUUCACCCGGAGCAGCUCAUCACAGGGAAGGAGGACGCCGCCAAUAAUUACGCAAGAGGCCAUUACACCAUUGGGAAGGAAAUUGUUGACCUGGUACUCGACCGUGUACGCAAACUGUCUGACCAAUGCACUGGACUCCAGGGAUUUCUUAUCUUCCACAGCUUCGGUGGUGGAACCGGCUCAGGCUUUGCUUCACUGCUGAUGGAGAGGUUGUCUGUUGACUACGGCAAGAAAUCGAAGCUUGAGUUUGCAGUUUACCCCGCCCCUCAGAUUUCCACAGCUGUGGUAGAGCCAUACAAUUCCAUUCUGACCACACACACAACUCUCGAGCACUCCGACUGCGCUUUCAUGGUGGACAACGAGGCCAUCUAUGAUAUCUGCCGUCGUAACCUGGACAUAGAACGACCCACAUACACCAACCUCAACCGUCUCAUCGCCCAGAUCGUGUCAUCAAUUACAGCCUCCCUGCGCUUCGAUGGAGCUCUCAAUGUAGACCUGACGGAGUUCCAGACCAACCUUGUGCCUUACCCUCGCAUCCACUUUCCUCUGGUCACUUACGCCCCAGUCAUCUCCGCUGAGAAGGCGUACCACGAGCAGCUCUCCGUCGUGGAAAUCACAAACUCCUGCUUCGAACCGGCCAAUCAGAUGGUGAAGUGCGACCCUCGGCAUGGAAAGUACAUGGCUUGCUGUAUGCUGUACCGUGGAGACGUGGUUCCAAAGGAUGUCAAUGCCGCCAUAGGAAGCAUUAAGACCAAGAGGACUAUUCAGUUUGUUGACUGGUGUCCCACAGGGUUCAAGGUUGGGAUCAACUAUCAGCCACCAACUGUGGUUCCUGGAGGAGAUCUGGCCAAAGUUCAAAGGGCACUCUGCAUGUUGAGUAAUACGACGGCCAUCGCCGAGGCCUGGGCCCGUUUGGAUCACAAGUACGAUCUGAUGUAUGCAAAGAGAGCGUUUGUACACUGGUAUGUCGGAGAAGGUAUGGAGGAGGGCGAAUUUACCGAGGCACGUGAAGACCUGGCCGCUCUCGAGAAAGAUUACGAAGAGGUGGGAGUCGAACUUGCCGGUGCAGGGGGUGAAGAAGAGGGAGAAGAAUAAUACACUUUAAUGUUCUGAAUAUCAGUUUAUUAAUGUUUAGGCAUUUGUUAAUAUUAAGCAUUAAAAAAAAUCUAGCCACCAAUAGACACUAAAACAGCUACAAUUUACAGUACUUUACAUAAGGAGUGUUACAGGAGGAUAGCACACUAUAGAUUAAACAGUUUUGCACAAAUAAUCUUCUUUAGAAACAAAGAUGUAGAUGGCUUUGAAGAUUUCUCAAAGCACAGUGUCAUCGAAUGCUUUUUUCAUUAAAUGUUGUUCUGUCGCAAGGCACAUUUUAUUUUACCCUUACAUCUGAAUAACUUUUAUACUUGCAUAAUAACAUCAGUCUUAUAAAACAUGCACAAGAAUUGCCACAUCCCAGCAUGACAACAAUUUUCAUUUUUACAUCUGCAUUUUUCUGCAGGGACAGACAUAGAAAAUGCCAAAAUAGAUCAAUUUACAUAUUGGAAAUAUUGUAAACAGGGUCCUGAUUAAUUUAAUAUUAUUAUAUUCAUCUUAUUUACUGUAGUAGUUUAUCUAUGACGGUUUAUAGAUAGCAUAAUUGAACUGUUUAGUGAUUAGCGGUAAGAAAACUUUACCUACGGUCAGCCUGCUCUGUUAAUGUAAAUAAAGUAUAUUUAAACACUU
Messenger RNA from Misgurnus anguillicaudatus (oriental weatherfish), 2127 nucleotides. It is a transcript of the gene tuba7l, whose product is annotated as tubulin, alpha 7 like. The record is from RefSeq and is a predicted model, not a curated record. Gene Ontology annotation, cellular component: microtubule. Gene Ontology annotation, molecular function: GTP binding; structural constituent of cytoskeleton. Gene Ontology annotation, biological process: microtubule-based process. Lineage: Eukaryota; Metazoa; Chordata; Actinopteri; Cypriniformes; Cobitidae.